Molecule: messenger RNA, 393 nt
Organism: Arctia plantaginis
Lineage: Eukaryota; Metazoa; Arthropoda; Insecta; Lepidoptera; Erebidae
Source: the annotation of a GenBank genome assembly
AUGGAAGGGAUUCCUCCAGACGGGGCUUCAUCUUCAUCAUCAGCCGUCAGGGCUCCUCCUUUGAGGGACGAGGAAAUUGCCCGAAUCUUGAAUCAUGGCAGUGAAGAGGAUGCUGACAGCGAUGAUGAAGAUGAAGAUUUAGUUCAGCCAGUGCAUCUGCCGAGGAGAGCUGAAAGACUUUUUAUGUCUGAGGAAGACACUGAGGUGCCACCGAUAAACGCUGCUAUAGGCUUUGAGUGGCCACCUCAACUUCCCUCCGGCCUGCAGCCCCAACCUAGCGCCCAGCCCGAACCCGAACCCAACGCCGAGCCUGAACCCGAUGGCCCUAUUAGUAGCAUUCGUUCGCACGCCAUCUACGAAUUAGGAAGACAAACGUUGCCACAAAAGUACUAA